Molecule: messenger RNA, 2861 nt
Organism: Daucus carota subsp. sativus
Lineage: Eukaryota; Viridiplantae; Streptophyta; Magnoliopsida; Apiales; Apiaceae
Product: pentatricopeptide repeat-containing protein At1g53600, mitochondrial
Exons: 2
Coding region: 290-2413 (707 amino acids)
Molecular function (GO): protein binding
Source: RefSeq, a predicted model, not a curated record
CGUGGUUGGAAUAUGAUUUUUUCAACAAGUUGGCUAAACUUUUUAUAUUUGGAAUGUCAACUCACUUUUUAGCUAAGGGGUUUGUAUGGUUGGAUAUGUUCUAAUUCAAUUAAUCAUUUUUUUUAGCAACAAUUCAAUUAAUCAUUAUUCAUGAUUACCAAAAAAACAAAUUUGAUUUGUAAAAAAAAAAAAAACAAAUUUGAAGGCGCGGUUCGCGCGGGAAAGAGACUGUAACAGCUAUAUAAGUGAAUAUAAUCGCCGUGUUUGUGUUUGGGGUGCCUUGAUUCAAAUGUUGUCACCCAAGCGAGGUUGUACGCGCAUCUCUCUCCGCUUCUUUUCAGCUUCUCCCCUCUCAAGAAAAACCACGCGAGCUAUCAUUUACUCUAACUCCCUCAUCUCUAAGCAUGCCAGAUCCGGUGAUAUCAAACAAGCCGAGUUUGUUUUUAAUCGCAUGCCCUGCAAAAACAUUAUUUCCUGGACUGCCAUGCUCACAGCGUACGCUGGGAAUGGUCUAAUCAAGAAAGCUCGUCAAGUGUUUGAUAAAAUGCCUGAGAGAAGUGUUGAGUCGUGGAACGCGAUUUUAUCGGGUUAUAUACGUAAUAGGGUUGGGGUAGAUGAAACCCUUCGGAUAUUUCUUGGAAUGCCUGAGAGGAAUGCAGUUUCUUAUGGGGCGAUGUUGAAUGGGCUUGUUCAGGCUGGGAGGUUUGAUAAGGCUGAAAAGCUGUAUAAUGAAGUGCCGUUGAGUUUGCGUGAUCCGGUUUCUUCGAAUGUUUUGAUAUCUGGGUAUGUAAAGAUGGGGAAGUUGGAGGAGGCGGUGAGAGUUUUUGAGGGUAUGGGGGAGAAAAAUGUGGUUACUUGGAGCUCAAUGCUUGAUGGGUAUUGCAAAGAAGGGAGAAUUAGUGAAGCGAGAGAAUUGUUUAAUAGAAUGACGGAGAGAAACGUGGUUACAUGGAGUACUAUGAUUCAUGGGUAUUUGAAGUUGGAGUGCUUUGAAGAUGGAUUCGGAUUGUUUGUGCAUAUGAGACAUGAAGAUAGUGUAGAGGUUAAUUGUAAUACAUUGACUAUACUGUUUGAAGCUUGUGGAAGGCUUGGUAGAUAUGUAGAGGCUUGUCAACUACAUGCUUUAGUUUUGCACAUGGGAUUAGGUUUUGAUGUCUUUUUGGGAAAUACAGUUAUUACCAUGUAUUGUAGAUUUGGUUGUGUAGAUGCAGCUGCUAACAUUUUUCAUGUGAUUGACAAAAAGAACACAGUGUCUUGGAAUUCUAUUAUUGCUGGGUAUGUUCAAGCUGGUGACAUUGAUGGGGCUUUUGAACUCUUUAAGCAAAUGCCUGAUAAAGAUGUAGUUUCCUGGACUACUGUGAUAAAGGGGUUUUCUAGCAGUGGGUCAACUCAGAAAUUUAUUGAAUUGUUUGAAAUGAUGCCUGAUCAACGCGAUGCUAUUGCCUGGACUGCCGUUAUUUCAGGAUUGGAGAAUAAUAGAGAAUAUGAAAAGGCUAUCUACUGGUUUAUGAAUAUGCUCCGUAGAGAUGUUAGACCAAAUCCUCAUACUUUAAGCAGUGUACUCAGUUCGUCAGCUAGUUUGGCAAUCUUAAACCAAGGCCAGCAGUUACAUGCUCAUGUUGUGAAAAUGGAUAUGGAAUAUGAUUUGUCCAUCCAAAACACGCUGGUCUCAAUGUACUCUAAGUGUGGAAGCCUCGGUGAUGCCUGCAGGGUUUUCAAAUCCAUCAGUGACCCAAAUGUUGUUUCUUUUAACUCGAUGCUUACCGGAUAUUCUCAAAAUGGUUAUGGAAAUGAAGCACUUUUAUUGUUCAGAAAAAUGGAAGAGAAAUGUGUAAGUCCAAAUGAAAUUACAUUCCUUGGAGUACUGUCAGCCUGCACUCAUGUGGGGCUGGUGGAAGAAGGGUGGCACCACUUCAGGUCCAUGAAAUGCUCAUAUAACAUCGAACCUGGUCCUGAUCAUUACGCAUGCAUGGUUGACCUCCUUGGAAGAGCUGGUUUGCUGAAUGAUGCUUUCAAGUUAAUUUAUUCCAUGCCAGUUGAGCCUCAUUGUGGAGUCUGGGGUGCUCUCCUUGCUGCAAGUAGAACAUUUUUACGGGUUGAUAUUGCAAAGGUCGCAGCUCAACAUCUGUCUGACUUGGAUCCUAAUAACGCAACACCUUACGUGGUCUUAUCAGACCUCUACUCUAUUGCAGGUAAAAAGGAGGAUGAGGAACAAGUGAGGAUACUUAAAAAACUGAAAGGGAUUAAAAAGAAUCCUGGAUGCAGCUGGAUCAUUGUAAAGGACAAGAUCUUAUUGUUUCUUUCGGGUGAUCAAUCCCAUAUGGAAUUUGCAGACAUUAGAAGUAGUUUGAGGCAUAUUGUUGACGAAAUGAAGCAGAAGGAUUUUCAAACAAAUGACUUACACUACUGCUAAACAAACUAGACUCGAUAAACACUAUUUACAAGUGCUGAUGCCUGAUGAUGAGACAACUGAAGUCGCACCAAAAGUCGACGAACACUUGUGAACAGGGGUUUCAGGUCUAGUAGUAGUCUCUGUAACCGUAAGGAUCGAGAGAAGACAGGGAUCUUGUUCAUAGAAGAUUCCAGAAAUGUGAACAAAAUGAAGAAGUGCAACUGGAGAUAUAUAUGCAUUCAGAACCUUCUAUAUAGGUUUAAAAAAAUAUUGGACUUGAAUAGUCAUAAAGACAAAUUAGUUCGGCUAUGCACUUAUAAAUCGGCAUAUAUGAACAGUGUGUGAGAAGAAAAAAAAUACAUUCAGACUAAAACUUACAAGAAAGGAUGCUAGUAUCAAUUGUACUGGUUUGGUCUUGUUUAAGGUUAUUGAUAACACAACUGUCGUAAUAUAAAUAAAAUUGCCGUUG